AUACCUUAACCGUCAUUCCGGAGACCGUCCGGACGGUGGUUUGCUUUUUGAAUUUGUAGUGGUAGGCCGCGUCGUGCCUCGUUCGUGUUCAACGCGAUUUUUCGGUUCCGUUCGACCGUUUUUCUAUCGCGAUAAUUUCCCUGACGCUUUUCCGCGAUUCGUUAAUCGAAAUUUGAGGUUACUGUCUUGUUUUAUCGCUAAUCGAACUCCCUCAAAAAACAAAAGCAGAUCUCUGUACGAUUAUAUCCUGCGAUAAAGCUCAGUUUUAGUGAUUUUUGGUGAGAUUACACAGUUUUUCGUGGUUUUCAAGGCGAACCAGUGUUUUUUGUGUAAAACAUCGAUACUCCAUCCAGACAAAUCGGAAAUUGCUUUGUGAAUGCAACUGCAUUCUUGUGAGGCAUUUAGUGGACCAGUGGAAGAGAGAUAAACUCGGCAGGGUGGAUUUAUAGUGAUAGUUCAGCUGACUCACAAGUCUCUUAAGCAUCUGUCCGGCGGACCGCAUCUGCUCUUAGUGAAGGGUGUUAUUUUGUUGAUGAACGGAUGACGUUUUACUGACUGGUGAUUAAUUUUGGUGCUUGGUUUCAUUGAAGUUUUACAGUGAAAUCAAAAAAUGGGUAAUCACCCAUCUAAUCACGUGCCUUUGGAAAGGAAUAUCAGUAAAUUUGGAGAUGUCAAUGCGAGGCGGAGCCUCCGCUCUCCCCGCAAAAUGGAUCGACUACGGCGAUCUUUCAGGGAUUCCUUCCGGAAACGGAAGGACCGGAUUCCAGAGAGUUCUAAACCCCACCAGUGGCAAGCUGAUGAAACAGCGGUUCGAUCUGGUACAUGCACGUUUGCUGUUAAAUAUUUAGGUUGUGUAGAAGUUUUCGAUUCUAGGGGGAUGCAAGUAUGUGAAGAAGCGCUCAAAGUUCUUAGAGGCUCUCGGCGGAGACCUGUAAGAGCUGUCUUACACGUUAGCGGCGAUGGUCUUAGAGUUGUCGAAGAAGAAACGAAAGGUUUAAUAGUCGACCAAACGAUAGAAAAAGUAUCUUUUUGUGCACCUGAUAGAAAUCACGAACGAGGUUUCAGCUAUAUCUGUAGAGAUGGUACUACGAGGAGGUGGAUGUGUCAUGGCUUCCUGGCUUUGAGAGAAAGUGGAGAAAGACUAUCGCAUGCAGUGGGAUGUGCUUUUUCCGUUUGUUUAGAAAGGAAACAAAAAAGGGACAAGGAAUGUGGUGUUACCAUGAUGUUCGACGCUAAAAACAAUACUUUCACUCGAAGUGGAUCAUUUAGACAACAAAGUCUAACAGAGAGAUUGGAUCGGGAGAGAGGUAUAGACGUGGGUCCUACUAAUUCAAAGCCACAACCACCAGUUAAUCCUUUUGCCAUUGAAAGACCUCAUGCGACUCCCAGUAUGCUACAAAGGCAGGGGAGUUGUAGAGGUUUCAGCACGCUAGGUGAAAGUUCCCCAUUUAAACGUCAGAUGUCACUUCGGGUCAACGAUCUCCCGAGUAAUACCGCCCGUUUAAAUUCCUACAAGUCGCCAACUUCACCCACCGCCAAUGGAAAGCCUCCAGUUUCACCAAUACCAGAAGUCUCACCUGGCGAUUCUGUGACUGCGUUAUGCCAGCAACUUAGCCAGGGCUUAAGCCAAUUGACGCACAGCGGGUCUGAUGAUUUCAACUUUAACAAUCAAAGUUCUGUGAAUCAGAACACGCUCAAUGUUAACGUAACCACGAUAAAUAACAGUUUUAGUAGGGCUUCUCCUAAUGUGUUUACACCAGUCAAUCUCAACUUUAGUCCUAAAAAUGAGGUUAAUACUUCUACAUCUUCAACCUCUACCCUUCCAAAGCCUGAACAGUGGUUGGAAAUGGUUAAGUCUUCCUCCCCUACGUUAGGAAAAGUAGAUGGUUCUACUCCAAGACGUACACCAUCAUUUAAAGCACAGUCGAGAGCUGUGUCGUUAGAUACUGGAUCAGACUCUUUUCAGAGUACUAGAGCAGACCCAUUUGACGCUGAAUGGGCUGAGAUGGCAGCUAGACAAGGAACAAAUAGUACUAAUCCAUUUCUAACAAGCAGUACUACACCUAAAGCGUUCCAAAUACAGCUGUAGUCUUCACAUUUUGUUGUUUUUAUGACUGUAGGAGCAGCUUAUGUGAAGCUUGUUAAUCUUUUAAAUUGAACUUUGACAUUUCAUCAUAGGCUGGUCCUAGAUGUCAGAUUGUUAACUGAUAAAGAUUUUUGUUGAGUUUUACGAAUAUUUUUAUUUAUAUUUUAUAUCUGAUUUUGCAUUAUUGGUAAAAAUGUGGUGGUAGAAGUAUACAAUGAUAAAUUGUAUCGCACUGCAUUUUUAUCUAUUGCGUCUAAAAGAUGUGAUUCAUUCCAAUAUUUUUUAACUACUUUUAAAUUUUAAGGUGGUUAAAUUUUGCCAGGACUAGUCUGUGCAAUGUGUACAUAGUGGGGGAUGAUAUAGUAUGGGGAGUGACAGAGAAAUUAGGUAGUAUAGAAAAACAUCUUUGUAACUGACUUUUUUGUUUUAAAAAAUGUUAUAACUUAGAUAGUAAUUAUUAAAUACGCAUAUCUUUGUAAAAUUUACAGUGAUGCCACUUUUGAUUAAAUACGUUAUGUAUGCGAAAGAGAUUAUGUAAUAUCGUUUUAGACUUAAGUUGUAGGGAAGCGGCCACAUAAUUUUAACAUUUUUUAAAAUAAAAAAGUCAAAAUAAUGCGUAAUGUGCUAUAUCAAUAAAAGAAGCUUGCAUAUGUGAUGAUUAUAUUUGAAGAAGAAUAUCAGGUUUAAGACAGAUUAAAGACUUUUAUAUUUUAGUGUAUGUAAUGUAAUAUGCAGAUAUAUAUACCAUAAUUUUUCCUAAAAAUUAAAGACUAAAUACUAUACAUAUACGAUAUGAGUUUAUAACAAAUACUAUACAACAUAAUGUUGACAUAUUACUGAUUUUCAUUAAACUUUUGGUUUUUGGUGUAUGAAUCCAAGAUUAAAAUGUAUAAAUCCAUCGUCAGACCAGUACUAACAUAUGGAUGCGAAACGUGGACCAUGACCAAAUCAAACGAAGAAAAGCUCGACCGAAAAAUGUUUGGACCUCACCACGACAUUAACACAAACCAGUAUAGGAUCAGAACCAACAUCGAAUUAAGAACUCUACAAUGACACCGAUAUUGUCCAAUAAAUUAAAUCGCAGCGACUAAUAGACGGAGAGGCAGCGCUGAAAAAUCUCUUUGAAUUUACUAAAGCUAGAUUUUUCACAGUUGAUUACUGUGAUUGUGUAGAGAAUCAUACUGCAGUCGGUCAAGCGAAACGUAGAACAGGGGUUACUGAGAGGGUAUCAAAGUUGCUUUUCUACGAAGGUAAUUAAAUCCAUUUACUAAGGCUGAAAAUCAGUACACACAUUCUAAAUUGAAUAUAAAUAAAAGUUAUUAUAGUCGGUCAGCUGUAUGAUGGGACAGAGCCGGUCGGUCAGCCCAAUGAAUGUACAGGGUUAUUCACUAUAUUUUGACCCCCUUGUAAACUGCUUUAUUUACUGAAUUAGAAAAAAAUGUAAAAUACAAAAGUUUUUCGAUUUUUAAAUUAUGAUUUUUUGACAUAUAUCGUACUAGUGACGUCAUCCAUCUGGGCGUGAUGAAGUAAUCGACUAUUUUUUUAAAUGAGAAUAGGGGUCGUGUGCUAGCUCAUUUGAAAGGUUAUUCAAUUCUCUAUACAGUACUAUAAACAUUAAGAUCAUUAUUUAUACAGGAUGUCCAAAAAUUUUUUUGAAUUAUUAAUUAAACAAUUUAAUAAAAAAAUUUUUGGACACCCUGUAUAGUUAAUCAUGUUAAUGUUUAUAUUACUGAAUAGGGAAUUGAAUAACCUUUCAAAUGAGCUAGCACUCGACCCCUAUUCCCAUUUAAAAAAAUAGUCGAUUACGUCAUCACGCCCAAAUUGAUGACGUCACUAGUACAAUAUAUAUGUCAAAAAAUCAUAAUUUAAAAAUCGAAUAACUUUUGUAUAUUACAUUUUUUUCUAAUUCUGUAAAUAAAGCAAUUUACAAGGGGGUCAAAAUAUAGUGAAUAACCCUAUACAUUCAUUGGGGCUGACCGACCGCCUCUGUCCCGUCAUACAGCUGACCGACUAUAAUAACUUUUAUUUAUAUUCAAUUUAGAAUGUGUGUACUGAUUUUCAGCCUUAGUAAAUGGAUUUAAUUACCUUCGUAGGAAAGCAACUUUGGUACCCUCUUAGUAACCCCUGUUCUAAGUUUCUCUACACAAUCACAGUAAAUAACUGUGAAAAAUCUAGCUUUAGUAAAUUCAAAGAGAUUUUUCAGCACUGCCUCUUGGACUAUAAGAUGGACAGACCACGUGCACAGACUUCAUAACGAGAGAUUUGUAAGACUGGUAUGGGAGGAGAUUCCUACAGGCAAAAGACCACUCUGACGUCCCAGAAUGCGAUGGAGAAAUAACAUCCAAGCAGAUCUCCGGAAAAUGAACAUUCCAUUUGACCCUAGGUUGAUGGGAAACCGAACAAAUUGGAAGAAAGUUGUACAGUCAGCCAGGACCCAUCCAGGGUUGUAGCGCUACGUGAUGAUGAUGUAUGAAUGUUUGAUUAUGAUAAUCAUUUACUACUCUUUCUACUAUUCCUAUCACAAUAUCUUGGAAAAUUAAUGAAAUAUAUCUGCAUAUUAGUGUACUAUACCGGUGUUGUUUAUAUUCUCUUAAAAAGUCUGAAAAUAUCUUUAUAAUCUAUGUAACUAGAUUUUGAACUACCUAUUAUAUAAAUUUAUACACGUGUAUCAAAAAAUAGGCAGCUCAAUCGUGGUAUACCAAUGAUUAUUUGAGAUUUAUCAAGAUAUUGUUCAGUGUUUGAGUGUUGUUUAAUCAAUGCGUUUUUCUUAAUAUCGAAUUCAAAAUGUGUUGUCACGUUUAAGGUUCGCACUAUUUUCAUGCCUUUUAUCAACAUUUCUACGCUUUUCCCCAUUUAUUUAUAACUAGGAUUGUCAUAAACAAAGUUGACUUUAUGUCUACAAACAUUGGAUAUAGGUCCUCCUAUCUGUAUGUUUUUGUAUUAAGGUACUAGUACACUUUAGAAGACCAAAAAUAAGCAUUUUUCAAGAUUUUUUCUCAGAACCUUUAUUAAAAAUGAACAUAAAACUUUUUACAUAUUAAUAUCUAACUCUUAGAGAAUACAAAAAAUAUAUAUUUUUUCAUUUGUGCACGUACACCAAUACUGUAAAGGGCGCCAAAGUCGAGGUCUCGAAAAAAAAAAUAGUUCCAAUGGCGGACGGUUAAUCUCAGGAUUGGGAUCUCUGAAACAAAAAAAUCGGACGGCAUUUGAAAAAGGAAGGUUUUCUACGUGACAAUUUACCACCGUUAGUGGAAAAUUCCGAAAAUUUUACGGAAAUUAAAAAAAAAUUGUGAAAAAAUCAUCCUUUUUUCUUUAGUUUUUCGUGGUUAAAAAAUAUUAAUUUUUUAUUUUUUGGUCAAAUUGUGGUCAAUUGUCACGUAAGAAUUCUUCCUUAACCCUCUAUAAUAUUAUUGUACCUACGUGCAUAAAUAAAAAAAAAAGAUAUUUUUUGUACUCUCUAAGAGUUAGAUAUUAAUAUGAAAAAAGUUUUAUGUUCAUUUUUAAUAAAGGUUCUGAGAAAAAAAUUCUUGAAAAAAAUGCUAAUUUUUGGUCUUCUAAAGUGUACUAUACUAAAUUUACAAUCGAGAUGCAGUAGAAAUAAACAAACCAAGAUACGUUAAAUGCUACUAGCAGCACUCCCGAAUCAUAAUUUACAAUCUAUAAACUUUGGUAAUCAUGAUUGGGGAUUUACAAUAUAUAUACAUUUUAAAUUAUGAUUCAGGAGUGCUCCUAGUAACAUUUAAAGUGUCUUGAUUUGUUUAUUUCUACUGCAUCUUGAUUGUAAAUUUAGUACAGUACCUUAAAUUUUUUAAUAUUAAUUUCAUAAUUCCAUUCUCAGAAUAAAUUUUUAUAUCUCAUAAUCUCAUAUCUCAUAAUCUCUCUUUUGUUCUGCACUUACAGUAAAUAUUUUGAAUGUUGUUCCUGCUAAACGCUAAACUAUAGCUAAUCCACUACCUAUACCUUUCCAUACCCAACAAAUUGAUAUUUAUAGUCCAUAAAAAAUAAAUUUAUUUCCAAAUUUGCAAUUUAAAAUCCUAAUUUAAUGUAAAACUUGGCAAAACAAUUAGAUUCGUCAAUGCAUUUUUAGUUCAUUGCAUAAUCUCAGCAAAUUUACUGAGUAAAUGAUUAUCUUCAACUUAUCAUUCAAAUCGAUCAUAUUGAUACUACAUGGUGUAUAGUGAAGAUACUAUUUUUUCACAUGCAUUAUCAAGGAUGGGUGCAACACAAACGUGCAGUAUAUAAAGUAGGCAAUUAUGAGUGCACAUUAAAUUUGAAUCAAUUAUUAUUAUUAUUACUUUCACAUGCCUGUAUAAUUAGGAACUUCGUCACAAACCAAUCAUAUACACAAGGUCACAUCACCAUUAUAUUGGAGUCUUCUUAAAUAAGUGUUACUUUUUUUAAGACUCUCUCACAUUACAGAACAUACUUGGUGUUAUUGUCUAAAGUACGUCUCUCAUUCCAUUUUUUUUCAUAUUUUGUUGUAUUGUGUGAGUGGCUACUAAAUCAUAUUUUUACAUACAUAACCCCAUAAAAAUAUCAAUCCGAAGUGUCGAAGUGAAAACUUAACAGGUUUUUCUCUCCUCAGCCACGUGCUCGCAAACUUUAUAUUCAUUUGUAUUUAAAUACGUUUUCGUAUUAAUAAAAAAUGUGCUGCAUCAUCCAACUCCAUCCUAAAUUUUGAAUAAUACUCAGUGGAAUGUGUUCUAAAAAUCGCAAAUAUGUACGAACAUCUAAAUAACUCUAAAAUUUCUUAACUUUAGCCUAUAAUUCCUGCAUGAAAAUCGAUUUAUGACCAAUUCCGACGACUUUUUUUCGGGCAUGCGUAUUCCAAGGUUCCAUGAAGUUUUGAAAUAUCCUUAGAUAAUUCAACUACUACUCUACAUUCACACUCAAGAUGCAGUAGAAGUAAACAAACCGAGACACGUUAACUGUUACCAGGGGCACUCCUGAAUCAUGAUUUAAAAUGUGUAUACAUUGUAAAUCACAUAUGAUGAUUUACAAAUUUUAUACAUUGUAAAUCAUGGUUCAGGAGUGCUCCUUGUAACAGUUAACGUGUCUCGGUUUGUUUACUUCUACUGCAUCUUGAUUAUGAAUGUGGAAUAGUAUUUUAUUUUUAAUAACAAAUCCUAGUACGAUUAGUACAACACCAACCAAAAGACAACUUAUAACUUAUAUGCAUUACGCAGAAAAUAACUUGCAUUAGGUUCUCUUAAUUUUCUUAUCUAGCGGGUUUAUUGGGUUGAAUUUUGAAUUGUCUACGGUUUAAGUUUCAUGUCAGCCAAUACAUUGUUGUUUCAAAAAUUUUGUUCUUUAAUUUUGGAUCUUGUUGAAGGGGGAUGGGGAGGGGGGAUUCCUCCCAUUUCUACCGCUCAUUUUUGCAUAUUAUUUAUUAUUUCUGCCAAUUACCAAUUUUCAGAACAUUCUUCGAUUAUUUAAAGCAUCUUUUACUUGCUCAGAAUAUUUCAUUUUUUUUGUUACUACAUACUAACAUAAGAAUGAUUUUCUUCUUCUUCUUCUUCUGCUUUUUCCAAUUAUAAGUUUGCUGUUUUCGUCCUUCACAGCACUCUAUUCUCCCAGUCACCUUCUCUGAGACCUCUAUCGUAGCAUUUCCUAUGUACGCUUUACAUCUAGUAGCUCCAUACAGGGUAAUUUCAAUACUUAAAAAAUGGUUAUUGUCGUAAAAAAAUUUGAUAUGAAAUUAGUGCUUCUGCAAAUUCUUAUUUAUAAGGGAGCACAUAGAUGAUAUUUAAUUUAAAAGUCAACAGAGUUUCAAGUGAGUGUACUAUUGUGAAUGCCCUGUGUAUUUCCAGAUAACUAAAAAUAUUUCUUUUGUGAAUUUAUUAUUUAUAACUAAAACUGAAUUUGGCUACAUUUACUGGUUUCAUUGUAAGACAAUUUUUCCUUAGGCUAUGCAAUUUAAGAAAAAUCAAAAUAUCUCCCGAAUCAAAAUAUAUGUUUGGUUAUGUGAUACAUAAUAAAGAUUAUUUAAUUUUUGACUCAUCAUCUAAAAAUGCAAAAAUGCAAUAAAAUAUGGGGCGUUCCCUGAGAAAAAUCAUAACUCUGACUCACUACAGUUUUUUGAGACUCUCGAUAUAUUUUUCAAUAUAAUUUUAAAAUAUACCAUUCAAUCAGCGGUGUGAUGGAUGACCGAAGUUAUCGUUAACGUAAAGUUAUCCUGUAGUUAUGUUAUAAUCCUCGAAUUGGUGUGAUGUAUCAUACUUAACUUAACUACUUGCGUUAUUUCUUGACAGUUCUUGAGUUAUCUGGUAUAUCAACUGUCACUUUAUAACGCGACGUUAAACCUCAAGUUAUGAGAUAACUUUGUAGUUAAGUAAGGAUAUGUAAGGUUAGAUUCAUCUUUUGACUUGUUUUUAGACAGAAAUCAAGUGAAUUUAGAAGCUAAUAAUUUAAUAAAUAAGAAUAGAAGGGUAAUACAAUUUUAAAAAUGAUACAAAAAUCAAAUCGAGAGAUACAAGUUGAAAUUUUAUUUUAAGUAUCUACUGAGCUUUCUAUCCAGAGUUGCCAGAUGAUAUUUUAUAAAUCCCCCACUUAGAAACUGAAAUUCCCUCAAAUUGAAGCUCAAAUACCCCACAUUUAAAAUUUUGCCGCAUUUUAAUAAGUUAGUAAUUAGUUGUCAAAUGAAGAGAACAGUACACCAAAAUUAUACUACUUAUCAACGAGGGCCCUGGAAAUAAUUAAUCGUUCCUAUGGUCUUCAUUUUAUGGGAGUAUAAUCACCGGUAUAAUAUACGCAGUUCUAUGUAUAUUCGCAAAUUUAAUUUACCAUGACCCCUUAAAAUACUCCGUAAUUUUCCGCCCCCAAAAAAUCCCACUACAAUUUCUGCUUAGAAAAAUUUCCCGAACAGCUGUUUGCUGUUCGGCACUGUUCGGUCAUCGACGGUGGCCGACGAUGGGGAUUUACUUUCACGGUCAUCUACUAUGUUCCGAACUAUCUCUCGCGCUCACUCCAACUUGUACUAUUUCUACAUAAGGUUCUCUUUGUUACUUCAACAUUUUUUCCUCAAACCUUAUUUCUAAAAUAACGUUCAUCAAAUAACUACCUCAUAACUCUGACCGAUACAUCACACCGAAUUUUACCUAAAUAGUUAAGGGCAUCGUUAUUCCUGAGAGUUAUCUUAACUUUAACUCAAACGUUAAAGUUAACUUCGGUCAUCCAUGACACGACUGAAUAACUGUACUACGAGGACAAAAUUUUAUUGUUUAGCCACAAUGCACCACAUACAUGUUUAUUAUAUUUUAAGGUAUAUUUCAAGGCAAUAGUUUUUGGCUAAGUUAUUAAUGAUACAGAAAUUUGAAAGUGCUCCUGUUAAUUUAAUGUUUUGUAAUUGAUUUACUUAUUUUGGUAAAUUCAUUUUGUGUUGUCUUGUACUUAAUAUUAAGGCUCUGACUCUGAGUAUUAGAUAAAUGUCACUUCUGAGAUAUAUCGCCAGUAGCAACUCUGAUCCAUUCAAAGACAAGUGUAGAUAAGUAAAGACAGAAUUUGUUUGAAAUCAAAAUCAAUCAUCGAUGGGCAAUAUAUCCCAUAGAGUCAACCAUAUCCCUAGUCUAUCUCCCAAUUAUAUUACAAAAAUUCUACUACAUAAGUUAGAGAUUGGCUCUAAAAUAUACCAAACUAUAAGUUUUAAGCCUAAUAUACUUCUAAAAACAAUGUGUUUGUAGUCAUAGGUUUAUUUUGUAUCGUUCAUUAUACUAUUUCUACUCCCAUUUCUUUCACGAUACGUCAUCAGUAGCUACUUUGUCUUAUCUUUUCUUAUUUUGAACUAGGAAUGUUAGAAAACCGUAUAUGAAUUUGAUAUUUAGAAAACAGCUUUUAGUUAGUUUAAACAACCUUGGAUUUAUCUUUAUCGAAAGUCUCAGGUUAUUGUUAGAGAGAAACUAUACUUAAGAUAGACCUUUUACAAAAUAGGGGAACGAAUUAGACAUACUUAAUAUUAUACUUACACCUGCCGAUUUUUUGAAAAGCUAUGCACAAACAAUGUUCUAUGUACUUAAAACGAAAUAACGUAGUCUUUUCGACAAAAUCGCAGCACUGGUCAAUUUAGAAUAAUACCUAGGUACUUAUAACUAGUGAAAGGCUGAAGAGUUAUUCAGAAUGCGCAUUUUUAAUUGCAAUUGCAAUCGUGCUAAGUUAAGUUUAAUUGAGAUGCUGUAUAAAAAAUGUUAACUUACAUGUCUUAGUUUGCAAAAUAAUUCACUGCCAUUUUGUGCCACUAGAGUGGCAAAUACUGGUAAAUAAGUAUUUUUAUCUGAAACUGUCAAUAUUUUUAAGUAGAAUGGGGAUCCAAACAUCGAUUAUUAACAAAAAACAUUAUGUACAACUAUAAGAUAAACAUCAGUUAGUUUAAUCAUAUUAUAGUCCCUGCCAUUUCCAACUAUCGAAUGUGAAAAAUCGAGUUUUUCAGAUUCGAUACCUUGCCCUCGCAUUAUACGUGAUACAUCUUAUGGUAAAUUCUCGUUAUUGUAGCUUGAUUAGGAGCGCGGGAAAUAUGCUGUUUAAACCAUCGAAUAUGAACAUUUUUUUAUUAGAUUGACUGCAAACUGACGAAAAUGGUUAUAUUCGAUACUUUUUUUUGUAUAAAUAUAACUAAAGGUAUAUUUGUACAACGCUAAAUGUCGAAUGUGUCACAUUCGUUAGUUUGUGUUGUAAUUUCUUCAACAGUUAUUCAAUUAUAAUCUGUAAACUGUCGAAAAUGCUAAACUGCUAAGAAGAAUAAAAUACACGUGCUUACAAUUUGUGCGAAUUUUGUUUCAGUAUCGCUUCCAAGAAAUUCUUGUGCGGCAGUUUUUGAUUUCAUUUUAAUGGAUUUUCAUUACUUGAUUAUAGUUAUUCGCUAUUAUACAUUCGCUACUUUUAAUCAUCGGGCGGAAACAAAUUUUUGAUUAAUACAAAAAGCAAAGUAACGAAUGUGAUUUUUUGGAAAGAAAAAAAUAAUAAGCAGUUCAAAUUUGUUAUCAGUUAUCAACCUAACAAGGAUUAAACAUUACAUACAAAAAAUAUAAAGAAUUUCCCAUUUGUCAAUGCGCUGAUUUAGGAGUCUCUAAAAAAGAGUUAUUUUGCUCUCCUGAAAAGUACCACUUUUCACAUUCGAUAGUUGGAAAUGGCAGGGACGAUAUACUCAUAUUACUUUGAUCCAUUUGUAAACUGAUUUGUAAAUUUUUACAAGAAAGUCUAAGAAAUCCUUUGCCUGACAUUUACAAGACGUUUAUCAUUUGAUAAAACUUAAGAACGUCAAAAAAUUAAAGGUGCUAUCUUGAUAAUUAUUUGUUUGACAGCCAUCAAAUAAAAUGUAAAUAAAACUUCCAUUUAACUCUUUUAGGGGCGACGUUACCCACAAUUUACCACAAAAAAAUUCACUGAAAUGGGCAGUGGUAUAGUAUGUAACAAAUAAUUUUAGAAAACCUUAAUCUUAAGCUUAUUACAAAGUCAUUUGUAUUUGAAUGAUGUGGUUACGUUUUCGGCCCAGGUAGAAAUUAAUAAAUUUUAUCAAAAAUGAAUAACCAUUUUCAAUUUCGUUGCAACACGAAACUACAGCCUCAUCAUUAUUCCAGUUCAAUCAGAGAGUGCAGCAAGCACCUCUACCGGUUUCGAAACUUAUUAGUCUCUCAUCAGGAGGCACAUAUGCUGCUCUCUAUGACCCAACUAGGACAAACCCCGGCGUGCAGUUACGGAUUGCAACGAACGAAAUGGCAGGGAUGCCCUAGCGGCAACUGCUAGCAAAAAACUAAGUUUUCAAUCUAAUAGCACAUUAUUCUACAUCCUACCAGACUGAAAACAAUGGGAACCUUCUCUGGUAACACCUCCGAGACUUUUACAAUUUGCAAGCUAUAACGGAUGCUGAGACCAAGUAAGAUGAGGGAAUUUUACAAUUUAUAAUUCCCGUCCCAUCUGCUCAGCGCGGUAAAGUUCCAACGAGAAUGGUUCCCUUCGUACUCCAAUCAAGAGUAAACAUAUAAAUCCAAGAUGAAUGACCAUUUUCAAUUUCGUUGCAACACGAAACUACAGUCGCAUCACUAUUCCAGUUCAAUCAGAGAGUGCAGCAAGCAUCUCUACCGGUUCCGAAACUUAUUAGUCUCUCAUCAGGAGGCACAUAUGCUGCUCUUUCUGACGCUCUCAGUUGCCGCUAGGGCAUCCUUGCCAUUUCGUUCGUUGCAAUCCGUGACUGUACGCCGGGGUUUGUCCUAGUUGGGACAGAGAGAGCAGCAUAUGUACCUCCUGAUAAGAGACUAAUAAGUUUAGAAACCGGUAGAUGUGCUUGCUGCACUCUCUGAUUGAACUGGAAUAAUGAUGCGGCUGUAGUUUCGUGUUGCAACGAAAUUGAACAUGGUUAUUCAUCUUCGAUUUACAUGUUUACUCUGAUUUGAGUACGAAGGGAACCAUUCUCGUUGGAAUUUUACCGCGCUGAGCAGAUGGGACGUGAAUUAUAAAUUGUAAAACUCCCUCAUCUUCUUUAGUCUCAGCAUCCGUUGUGGCUUGCAAAUUGUAGAAGCCUCGGAGGUGUUACCAGAGACGGUUCCCAUUGUUUUCAGUCUGGUAGGAUGUGGAAUAUCAUUUUUGGAUAUUUUUUUAAUAAAUUUUAAUUUAUUGUACUUUUAAUUAUUAUUAAGUUACCGAUACUUCUUCUUUAAGUUCCAUCUUCUAUCGAAGGUUGGAAAUCAUCAUGGCAAUUCGGAUCCUGUUGACUGCCACUCUAAACUAAACUAAACAUGUACCGAUACUACUCAAAUACAAAUGACUUUAUAAUAGAAUUAAGGUACCGUUUUCUAAAAUAUUUUGAAACAUAUACAGUGAUUUUCUCUAAUCCUGCCCACUUGUCCCUGAAAGUCGCAUGUCUCCUCCUGAAAGAGUUAAAGGUUGAAGACUAGAAAUUUGAAGUACAGCUUACAUAACUCUAUCAUGCAUGGUAUCAGUAUUUUGGGAUACACAUUUUAUCGAGACACUAGCCAUACCUAGUUUCAGCUCUGACGCUUAUGUCAGUAGUUAUAUACUGUCCUAGAAUAAACUACAUUUUAACAAAAUAAUCAGCAUCCAGAUAUGUAAUCCCCAUUUAAUGCAAAGUGAAUAAGCUUAGAAGCAAACCUUCCGUAAUUUGUUUACUGCCUCAAUACAACACGAAGGAAAAGUCUUUGUUGUUUUUCUUCCUUAAGUGCCGUCUCCCAAUCGGAUGUUGAUUAUCAUCACUAUGUUUACUCUAUCUACCGCUGCUCUGAAGAUUCUAUAGAACUGCAUUUAAACUAGUCCCUUAAAAUUGUCAAUCAUGACACCCUCCUUCUUCCUAUACUCCUUCCUCAUCUUAUCUUUCACUGUAUUAUCAGUCUUUGGCAUUUUAUAUCAGUAUCUACAGGUCCCAGAUCUUGUAACUUUCUUAUUUUUAUUGUGUUUAUUAUUUCGUAUUCUUUGCCCAUUUCUCGUAGUACCUCCUUGUUCGUUUUCUUCUGUGUCCAUGCUAUUCAAAUUUAUCUUUGGCAACAUCUGAUAGACGGAGCGUAUUCUAUAUUAGACCAGGGCGCAUCUGUAAAAAUAUUAGUACAUUUGGAUGUUGAGAGGUGACUCAUAUUUUUUUUGCAGGAAUUGCUUGAAAAUAACUCAUAUAAUAAUAUUUGAGUUAUCCUCCCACUGAAAAAGGUUCGGAACAUUGUUUAAAUAAUUGUCACUCUUGUUGCAAAAUAGCAGUAAUUGCGAAAAAACAUAAAAAAAACAAGUACUCGAAUUAUUUUACGUUUCUCAACCAUUUAUGCUACACUUCGGACCUUCAUAUUUCACCCAGAAAAACUUUUUGAUAUAGUAAAACAAUAUUGUAAACAUUAAGAUCGGUUUAACAGAUUUUGCAAAAUAAAUUUUGCAAUCCAGCUUUCGCAAAAAAAUCAAUUUUUCAAAAAUGUUUCAGGGCUGAAAAUAAAGCAGACAGCAAGUUGAAUUUUGUUUUGAAUAUAGAAGAAUACUGUACCUUUCAUUUUCAAUUUACAAAAUUAAAAUCGAUUUACUACCACGAAGUCAGGAAUUUUUUUUAAAUAAACAUUAAUUUUUGGUGCUACGCGCAGGACAGCGGAUACGUUUGCUCUGAUUGGGCAAUACAAUGACCUUUGAUAAUGAUUGAUAAAUUUUAAUUUUUAGUAUAUUUCGAUAUAAAUAAAUAAAUUUGUUUAUUGCAAAAUAAAAACACAUACUCUGUCCUUUGAAAUAACACUUUUUUUAGCAAAAAUUUUCUUUGUUCAUAUAUUUUAACUUAGAGAUAAAAGUUUAUUAUUUUUAAACAUAUGCAUUUGUUUAAACAAUAUUUCACAAACAAUAAUCAAAUUAGUUUCAUUUUUGUGGAAUUAAGAUAUUAAAACACAACAAAAUAUGGAAUAAGAAAAUAAAAUAUUAGGUAAAGAUUGGAAGAAAUUUUGGUAGAAAUCAACUUGUGUGAAUCGAACACCGCUGUCCUGCGCGUAGCACCAAAAAUUAAUGUUUAUUCAACCUGACGCCGUGGUAGUUACCCGAUUUUAAUUUUCCAAAUUACAAAUGAAAGGUACAGUAUUCUUCUAUACGUAAAAAUUUUUUCAACUUGUUAUCUGCUUCAUUUUCAGUCCUGCAACAUUUUGAAAAAAUGAAUUUUUUUUUGCGAAAGCUGGAUUGCAAAAUUUAUUUUGCAAAACCUAUUAAACCGAUCUUAAUGAAAUUUUCAGUAUUGUUUGACGAUAUCAUAUAGUUUUUCUGGGUAAAAUGUCAAAGUCCUAAGUGUAACAUAAAUGGUUGAAAAACGUAAAAUGCGAGUACUUGUUUUUUUAUGUUUUUUUCGCUAUUUAUUGCAAUUUUGCAACAAGGGUGACAAUUUUUAAAAUUUCAAGCUAAUCCUAUAUUGUAGGAAAUUUAAUUACGCAACUUUUAUGUCAGUACAACUUUUCUCGGAAGUGAAUACUUUUAAAGUUAUAAUCAAAAAACGAAGAAAAAAAUCGAAUUUUGCCUUUAAUUUUUGACAUUUUGAUUAUUUAAACAAUGUUCCGGACCUUUUUGAGUGGAAGGAUAACUCAAUUAUUAUUAUAUGAGUUAAUUCGAAGCAAUUUCUGCAAAACAAUAUGAGUCACCUCUCAACGUCCAUCUCAAAACAGAUGCGUCCUGGACUAUAAUAUGUAUAUAUUAUUAUUAUUAUAAAUAAAGUUCGUCGUAAACUUGUUAUCAGUAUACGUUACGUGUUUUAUAUUAUCUUUAAUAUCUCAUAUGAGACAUAAAAUUUCUUAUUUAAAAGUACAUAUUUAAAAAAUUAAUUUUUCAGACUUUUUGUUAACUUUAUUCUGGUCUAUCAAUAUAUCCACUGCAAUCACCAUGCACCUCUUCACUAAAAUGUGUAUGGAGAUUAUGAUAUGUGCUACCGGAAAGGGCUAACAAUAUCUACUUGAAUUGUUUUCUCACAUACCGUCUGCAGAUACCGACGGUAUUGUGUUCUAUUACUUCACAACUUUAAAACACGUAACUUGAAAAAUUGGCUCAGUUGCAAUUGAUUAUCAACAAUGAUGUGAUCGAACCUUUGAUUAAUUGGUAAAUUUAGCAAUUUUGUACUGUAAAGGUAUAAAAUGUUUUUAUUAUUGCUUGAGUUGUAUUGCGUGUAUGCCAGGUCAAAAGCUUCUGAGAUCAUUCUUGUAUAAUCCACUAGCUUGAUUUGGGGACUUGUUUUGGAUUUUAGCAUAACUUUUUAACCUAUCACAUUCCAUUAUCAUACGAAUAAACCAGAAUACAAUAACUCGUAUUCAGUAAGGUCUUGUUUAUUUGUUUUACUGUCUGCUUUUUAAUAUUGUUUUAUGGACAGUAGCUAACAUUUUUUAUACAGUAUUUUUUCCGUAUUUCGUUAGGAUAACUUGAUUUAUACAUGUUUUUAAUAAUUUUUUAAUUAUCUAAUAAAAAAAAUCAUUCCAUUUUAUAUACAAAGCUGCAUCUCCACAUUAUCAUUUGUAGUACAGCAACUAAAUUGGAGAUUCAGUAAUCUAACCUACAGUUAGGUUACUGAAUCCCAAUUAUUUAUUACUAAUGUAACAAUUAUUAUUUAUUAUACUAUUUUGGAUUGACAUUUUCAUUUAUAAUCCGAGAAAUAAUUGGACAGGAAUCGAUACUAUCUAUCUAGUUAAUCAGAAAUACAUUUUUCUGUCUUUCAACAUAGAACUUUCCAUCUUUCUUUAUUUUUGUCUAUCCUGAAUAAUUGAAUCCAUCUAACAUGAAUAUUCCUUUUGGUUUGCAUUUAUUUGGACAUCAGUUCAAUAUCUGAACUUAUUUUGAUGUGUCAGUCUUUUAAUUCUAUCUACCUCAAGUAAGUUUGAUCUCUAUUUUUGCUUACACGCUAUUCAGGCUUUCAAUCAUUCUUUGCAAUUCGUGUGUUUUCACUGAUACUGAAUACAAUGUCGUUAGCAUAUUGUAGAAUAUUAAAGUAACGUCCAAUUAUGUAUCUAGAUUGACCUAAUCUAGUUUUUAAAGAAGUCUUCCAGAGCUUGGUUGAAUAAUUUUGAUGACGUAUAAUCUAUGUAAUCUAUCUUAUAUUUAUUUGAUUAAUUGUAGAAAAGUAAAAAAUCUUUAGGUCUUAGUUUGGAAUUAUAAGGAGGACUAUGAGGUUUAGGUCCAACAUUUUGUUGUUUCAAAAAUUAGAGAUUGUCUUGCGAACUCUGCGAUGUAGUUGUACCUAUAUCAAUCAGUAGUAACAAUUCUUUGUCGACUGGUGUUUACUUUCUGGCUUCCCUUGAAGUGCUCUAGAGUCUAGAGAUUCUUCACACCAAUUCACCCUAGCUGCUUUCUGAAAGUAAAUUUUACUUACAAGUUUUACACAAAGGUUUUUUUAGACAUCCCAAUGAUUGUUAUAUUUCGUGAUAUGUCUAUAUUGGUAGAUAAGCUUUCACGUUUUUCUGUGUAGAUGCCGUUUUUGCUCAUACUGCUGAAUAGCUGCUAAAACUAAUCCGUCCAUGUUUGAAUUCUCCACGUGAACGAGGAACUAUUGACUGAUGUAGUGCUUUAUUGUCUAAAAUAGAAGCUAACUUGCUGACAUAUUUCUGUUCAGAUAAUUGUUUUCGACAAUUAAAAAAACAUUGCGCGAUUAUUUUUAAUAUUCGGCUAGCUUGAUAAUUUUGAUAGAUCGCUGUAACUACAUUAGACCUGUCGUCCUUAAAUUUUGGAACGGUAACUAAAAAUGGAAAGUUAUUUGAAGUAUGGACAUUUGAUUAUUGCCGCCCUCUAUGUCCCAGUAUCUGAAACAUAAAAGACACUCCACUUUAAACAGAAAAUUAAAAUAAUCCAAAACUUGUCACUUGUCAAGCUUUGCCUAUGAAAGGGGAUAUACAUUUGACAAUUUUUGGGUAGAGGGUUUAUCAACGCUUUUCAUUUGCUUCGGGCCUGGGUCAUAUUAUGUUGUAUAAUCCGUGUAUAAUAUUAAUAUAUACGACAUAUAACAGAAGCCCGAAACAAAUAAGAAGCGUUGAUAAGCCCUAUUCGGUCAAGUAGUUUAGACAAUUCCUCGCUUUUUGGAUUAAAAAAAAUUGAAAAUUUAAUGCGUAAAAAUUUCAACAUUGGUACACAUGCAGUACUUCUAAUCCAUUAAGAAUUAAGUUUUUUUUAUGAAAGUAGCGGUACUAAAAAUCUUUAUUUGGAGAUGGAGGCAUGUGAUAUGUUUUGGAAAUCAUAUUACCGUUCGCCUUUACAGUUUUGAAACUAGCACAACUAAUCAUAUUUAGAACUAACGAAAUUUAAAUAAACUCACUUAAAAAAAUAGUUUGUUUUUAUUUUGUACAGAAAAUUACAAUGAAAUCAAAAAAUUAACAACGUCGACAAUAUUCUGUUAUAUAAAUGUAUAUUUAUGUAAUUUUCUUGCUUAUAUCUACAUUUUUUCAUAACUAUUAGUUACGUGGAUUAUUUUCCAAAAUUUUAAACAAAUUUAUUGUUUUUAAAGCCAUUAAAGAUUAUUACUUGCAAAAUAAGUCAAAGUCUUACUGUUCUCAUUUUUUUUAUACACACUACGUAUAUCUGUCAUAAUCGUAAAUGUGAUGAAACACAUAUCAUGCUUUCGUGAUAUAUCGUGAUUUCCAGAAUUUGUUUGAAUAAUCUUGUUAGUUUUCAUCAGCCCUCUGUCCGAAAGCGUAUCGCAGAAUAUAAACACAUUUUUAUGGCUAGUUACUUAAUAUGUGUUAGGUAUAUUUAGUUCUGGUUUUAAUCUUUCUUUUGUUAAGAUUUAUAGUCAAUUAUGUCCUACGAAAAAAUUUUUUAUGUAAGAUUUUAAUUAAACAUCCAAUGCUUCUUCUUUUGCACGACAGUACCCUAGUUUUAUUAUUGUGUUUGAUCAAGAAUUAGUCCUUUAUAUAUAUUCUCUACUAAAGACUGCAUCCUCCUUAUUACACAAACCACCCACUCCUGGCAGGAUCGCCAUGUCGUGUUGGACCUUAAGGACGUAAAGGAUCGGUUCUUCUAUGCCUCCCAAUUCGUGUCAUUUUCCCCAGGAAAACAGAUAUUCUCAUUUAUACUUUAAUAAAGUGUGUGUGUGUGUGUGUGUGUGUGUGUGUGUGUGUCCUUGGUUUUCUUGACUGUGGACUUAAUCCAUUAGCCGAGCUUUAAUAAAGUGAAACACUACGUAAAUUCAAUUUGUCGUUAAACCAAUUAAGUGCUGCGUGGACAUUAUAUUAUUUUAAGUACACAUUCGCGAUUCUCUCUACUGAUCAAUUGUUUUGUCUUUUUAUAUCCUUUGUUCGAUAUAUAAUUUGGAUCAAAUGUUUUAUUAAUACAAGGUCGUGUUUUUGUCUUUAAUAACAGUAUACCAAACUUCACCUUCGUCUUUGCAAACAACGCAACACCUUGCUAGCUCGACCUACUUUUAGAUAAACAUAUGGUUUAACUAUUAUAUCUUAUAAUUAAAAGAUUUGUACCAUUCCUGUACAACCGUUCGAACUUUAAUCCCAAUAGGGUCUUAUCAUCGACAAAUUUCCAUGGAUAUUCCCUACAUAGUAAAUAUCAUAGUUUGACUUAUUUGAUUACCGUGCCCAAAUUUUAGACGUAAGUAGCUUUCAUGACAAUUUGCCGAUACUGUUUUCGAUUUUGCAUGCAACAAUUCAUAUUUUGAUAAGCCAGUCCAUUGACGAAGGUUUCGGAGUCAUAAAUAUUUCUUCCUAAAUAUUCCGUUUUUUCCAUCGAUCUUUCCGUUGAAUAUUAAUUGCAGUGUCCAGUAUCUGCUACCUCUCAUUAUAUGCCCCAGAUAUUCAAGUUUUCUCUAUUUUAUCAUCUUCGUUAAAUCACCUUCGCCUUAACCUAUUGUUUAAGACUUAUAUGUUUGAAAUGCGUAGAAACCAUGAGAUUUUAAGCAUUCUAUGAUAUGACCACAUCUCAAAGAUUUCUAAUUUGUUCGUCAUAUUAUCCUUCAUGAUCCAGGUUUCAUACAUAUAUAGUAAUACAGGAUACACGUAACAUCUUGUGAACUUGAUUCUCAGUUGUAAGUUCAGCUGAGAAUUGCACAAUAUAGCUCUAAUCUUCAUAAAUGUUCAUGUUGCAAUUUUGCAAUUAUAUAGUUGCAUAGUUUAACAGAGGGGUUUAAUUACAUAUUUCGUGUAAGCUUGUCUUCAUAAUAUAUUUAGAUAUUUUAGUUCGAGAACAGAUUCAGACUAGGUUUUUUUCUUUACAUGUGAAACAUUAUUUAUGUUUUUUUUAUACUUAGAAGUCUUUCUAGCAUACGUUUUACUGAAUGUAAAUAACAAUGUUUUUUGAAAAAUUAUUUCACUUGUUUGUUAAGUAUUUUGGAAAAUAAUCCUAAUAAUAAAAGGCUGCAACAUUGUGCUAAAUUAUAGCCACAUAUUUGCAACCACUGUGUGUAAUGAUGAGGGCUUUGAAGUCGAAUUAUGAAUGAUAUCAAUCCUAUUGAUUUUGUAAAUGUUAAACAAAUGCAAAAGCUAUUUGAAUGUUGGUAUUUAUUAUUUCUUUCUUAUGUAAUGGAGCACGCUAAUGCUCUACAUAUGGCACAUGUACUUAUAUAUACAUAUAUAUAUAUAUACAAAUCUGUAUUAUACAACUUUAUUAAUUUUUUUCUGUAAUAUAGUAAUAAAUAAGUAUUGUCUGUUA
Molecule: messenger RNA, 20158 nt
Organism: Diabrotica virgifera virgifera (western corn rootworm)
Lineage: Eukaryota; Metazoa; Arthropoda; Insecta; Coleoptera; Chrysomelidae
Gene: numb
Product: protein numb
Exons: 5
Coding region: 611-2089 (492 amino acids)
Source: RefSeq, a predicted model, not a curated record